Papaver somniferum (opium poppy) is the source of this 1408-nucleotide messenger RNA. Its product is annotated as oxygen-evolving enhancer protein 1, chloroplastic. Lineage: Eukaryota; Viridiplantae; Streptophyta; Magnoliopsida; Ranunculales; Papaveraceae. Gene Ontology annotation, biological process: photosystem II stabilization; photosystem II assembly. Gene Ontology annotation, molecular function: oxygen evolving activity. The transcript has 2 exons. The record is from RefSeq and is a predicted model, not a curated record. Gene Ontology annotation, cellular component: photosystem II oxygen evolving complex. The coding region runs from base 109 to 1095 and encodes 328 amino acids.
AAUAAUACUACAACUACAUCUCUCUCAAACAUUAGCUUCUUAAUUAUUUGCAACCGAAGUUUGCAGUCUGCAAAACACGGGGAAACACUAAACCAACAAGGCAGAAACAUGGCUGCAUCUCUUCAAGCUGCCGCUACCUUGAUGCCGACUAAGCUCGGUGUCUCUUCUCGUAGUCUUAGAUCCUCUCAGUGCGUUAGCAAGUCAUUCGGGAUCGAACAAUCCUCAGCUAGAUUAACUUGCUCUCUCCAAACUGAUCUUAAAGAUCUAGCUUUGAAGUGUGUCGAAACCACCAAGAUUGCUGGUUUUGCCCUUGCCACUUCUGCUCUUGUCGUGUCGGGAGCUAGCGCUGAGGGUGUCCCCAAAAGGCUAACUUUCGAUGAAAUCCAGAGCAAGACCUACAUGGAAGUCAAAGGAUCAGGAACAGCAAAUCAAUGCCCAACCAUUGAAGGUGGUGCUGGUUCAUUCAGCUUCAAAGCAGGCAAAUACACCAUGAAGAAGUUGUGCUUGGAACCAACUUCAUUCACUGUCAAAGCCGAAGGUGUUAGCAAGAACUCAGCACCUGAUUUCCAAAAGACUAAACUCAUGACCCGUCUAACCUACACCCUAGACGAAAUCGAGGGUCCUUUCGAGGUCUCAUCAGACGGAACUGUUAAGUUUGAGGAGAAAGACGGUAUUGAUUACGCUGCUGUAACUGUCCAGCUCCCAGGAGGUGAACGUGUACCUUUCCUAUUCACUGUUAAACAACUUGUAGCUUCUGGUAAGCCAGAAAGUUUUGGAGGACCUUUCUUGGUUCCAUCUUACAGAGGUUCUUCAUUCUUGGACCCAAAGGGUAGAGGUGGAUCCACUGGUUACGACAACGCUGUUGCUUUGCCAGCCGGUGGAAGAGGAGAUGAGGAAGAACUCCAGAAGGAGAAUGUUAAGAACACAGCUGCUUUGUCUGGAAACAUUACUUUGAGUGUUACUGAUAGUAAACCAGACAGUGGUGAGUUGAUUGGAGUGUUUGAGAGUAUCCAGCCUUCUGAUACUGAUUUAGGUGCUAAAGUUCCCAAGGAUGUGAAAAUCCAAGGAGUUUGGUAUGCUCAAUUGGAACAAUAAACUUGAUUAAUAUCUAAGUUUUUUUUCUUCGGUAUGAUAUUGCGCAUUGCAGUUUUCGAUUACAAUGUGGGUUUGGGUUAGAUUGAAUAUUAUUAAUUAUCGCUCAUUUACGUACAUGAAUCAUGUUGCUUGAAUCGACAAUAUCAAGGCAGUGGCGAAUGUCGAUCAGGGUUAAUGACUCUUGUGUGAUGAGAAUCAUUAGAGAUUAUAUUGUUUAUGGUGUUGCCUGUUGGAUGUAAAUUCUCCAGAUUUGAUGUAAUUUAUUGGGAUAAGAACCUGUCGUUAGUAGUAUAUACUAAGUUCUUUCGGACCA